GUAUUCCAUUUUUAAGCUUCUCUGACAAAUCUAUCUAUCAAUGGCACGACCCAGAAGAAAUCCACAUUCCUUUCUUCUCACUCUUCUGAUUUUUGGGCUUUUUUGUGUGAAGAUUGAGACAAGUUAUGAAAGAGAUGACGAUCAAGAAGAGUAUAUAUCAGCAGUGGGAGAUCCAGGGAUGAGAAGAGAUGGACUGAGAGUGGCAAUAGAGGCUUGGAAUCAAUGCAAUGAGGUUGGUGAAGAAGUUCCAUUCAUGGGCAGUCCUAGAGCUGCUGAUUGCUUUGAUGUUUUUAAAGCUAAACCUCAAGCUACUACUACAGCACCACAAACUGAAGGGAAGGAAACCUUCUCCCUUUGCAAUUGCAUUCCACACAUACUAGUCCAUAGAGUUACAGAAAUAGACAACAAGCUUGGAGUGGGACAACCUUUCCCUGGAGGGCGACCAGAGGCAUUCACCGACAUCAACCUAUAUGCUGCCGAAAAAGAGCUCUAUUUAGGGUCUAAAUGUCAAGUUGAAGACAAACCCAAUCCAUGGCAAUUCUGGAUGAUCAUGCUCAAGAGUGGCAACAUGGACACUUAUGCAGCCAACUGCCCUAAAAAUGGUCACAGUGUUGGACCAUAUGGUCCUAAUAACCAUGAGUUCCCUUGCUUUGGCAAAGGGUGUAUGAACCAACCAUUGAUUUAUCAUGACUACACCACUUUACAAGGGCCUAAUAUAACUACACUCAAAGGAAGGUUCUUUGGGUCAUGGGACUUGGAUGCUGAUUUGAGGAAAGGUAUUGUAGAGGAAUUUUCUUAUUAUUCCGUGACUUGGGAGAAGGAACUUGGAAGAGGAAGUUGGGUUUUUCAUCAUGUCUUGAGGACCUCAACCAAGUAUCCAUGGUUGAUGCUUUACUUGAGGUCCGAUGCCACGGCUGGAUUCUCCGGUGGGUACCAUUACCAAACCCGAGGAAUGUCAAAAAUUAUUCCAGAAUCACCAAACUUCAAAGUGAGGUUCACCCUAAAUGUGAUAAAAGGAGGUGGUCCAAGAAGCCAAUUCUAUUUGAUGGACAUAGGGAGCUGUUGGAAGAAUAAUGGGCAGCCAUGUGAUGGUGAUGUAGCUUCAGAUGUAACCAGAUACAGCGAGAUGAUACUAAAUCCAGAGAUGCCUUCGUGGUGCCGAGCAGACAACCCUAGACUCUGCCCGCCUUACCAUACAUUCCCAAACGGUGUUCAUGUUCAUCGCAGUGACAUAGCCAACUUCCCUUACGAGGCAUAUCACUUGUACUGUUCCCCUGGAAAUGGAGAGCACAUUGAGGAGCCAAAUAUUUUGUGUGAUCCAUUUAGCAAUCCUCAGCCUCAGGAAAUCUUGCAAAUUGUGCCUCACAAAGUUUGGGGUGAUUAUGGGUACCCUACAGAGAAAGGGCAGGGUUGGAUUGGGGACCCCAGGACAUGGGAGCUUGAUGUGGGGAGACUUUCUCAAUCUCUUUACUUUUACCAGGAUCCAGGGACUCCACAGGCUAGAAGGCAAUGGACAUCAGUCGAUUUGGGAGCUGAAAUAUAUGUAGAUCCUGAUCAAGUUGCAGAAUGGACUGUUAGUGAUUUUGAUAUUCUCAUACCCAAGCAACAAUAGCAUCUGAAGAUAUAUUCAAAAGGAUUGAUUCAAGAAGAAUUUUGGCUUCUCAUCUGAAGAUAUACAUGGAAUCAAUCGAUUGAGCAAAACUUGCAGCAUUUCUUUUUUUUUUUUUUUUUUGGUAAAUUUUUACUAAGAUUUCAAAAAUGUAGAACCAUGAUAGAAAUCUGUUGUGAAUAAAAUUUUAUUUAUUUUUCAAAGAAAAUGAAGUAAAUGUUGGUUUGUUCAUCCUGUCCUAAACACAUUUUUCUUCAUCCAUUGUUCUGUUGUUUCUCAUGUUGGCAAUCCAUUGAUCCGCCAUUCGCUGCUACAGA
Camellia sinensis is the source of this 1926-nucleotide messenger RNA. RefSeq lists its product as uncharacterized. The record is from RefSeq and is a predicted model, not a curated record. NCBI's taxonomy places the organism in Eukaryota, Viridiplantae, Streptophyta, Magnoliopsida, Ericales, Theaceae.